AUGGAUUUAAGAGUUGGUAAGAAGUAUAGAAUCGGUCGUAAGAUUGGUUCAGGAUCAUUUGGAGACAUUUAUCUUGGUACCAACAUCAUUUCAGGAGAAGAAGUUGCAAUCAAAUUGGAAAACACCAAGGCCAAGCAUCCACAGUUGGAGUAUGAAGCCAAGGUUUACAAGGCCUUGAGUGGAGGUGUUGGUAUCCCAUUCGUCAGAUGGUAUGGAACUGAAUGUGAUUACAAUGCUAUGGUGAUUGAUCUUUUAGGACCAUCCCUUGAAGAUCUUUUCAACUAUUGUAACCGUAAGUUCACCUACAAGACAGUUUUACUUUUGGCAGACCAACUUAUCUGUAGAAUUGAGUACAUCCAUGCUCGUUGCUUCAUUCAUAGAGAUAUCAAGCCAGAUAAUUUCCUUAUGGGGAUUGGUAGAAGAGGAUCGCAAGUGAAUGUGAUUGAUUUUGGAUUGGCUAAAAAAUAUAGAGAUCCUAGAACUCAUUUGCAUAUACCUUACAGAGAAAACAAAAACUUGACUGGUACUGCUAGAUAUACUUCAGUCAACACACAUUUGGGAAUUGAACAGAGUAGAAGAGAUGACUUGGAAUCCUUGGGAUAUGUGUUGAUUUACUUUUGUAGAGGAUCAUUACCAUGGCAAGGGUUGAAGGCUGCUACCAAGAGACAAAAGUAUGAUCGAAUCAUGGAAAAGAAAAUCACUACUCCAAAUGAUAUUUUAACUCAAGGAUUACCAAGAGAAUUUUUGGAUUAUAUGAAUUAUAUUAAAACCUUGAGAUUUGAUGAUAAGCCAGAUUAUUCUUAUUUAAGAAAGAUUUUCAGAGAUUUAUUCAAGAGAGAGAAUUAUCGAUAUGAUUAUGUUUUCGACUGGACUUUAUAUAAGUUCCAACAAGAGAAGCAAAGGGAGCAAUCCAAGAUUAACGGAGGUGAGCAACUGCAAGAACAACAAAUCCAACAAGUGCAGCAACAAGUCCAACAGCAACAACAAGGUCAACAGGGCCAACAACAAUCCCCAGUUCCACAGGGCCAAAUUGGACAACCACAAAUCCAGCAUCAAAUUCAACAACAACAACAACAACAACAACAUCCUCCACAACCAGUGCAACAACAACCACAACAUGUUCAACAAAUUCAACACCAACAAUUGCAACUGUCACAACAAAUACCUGGUCAACAGCCACUUCUGCAAAUUGAUGGACUCAAACAAUCAAGUCCAAUUUUGCUUCAACAAAGAAAACAACAACCUAUUAGAACCUAUCCAUCACCUGCACCAGCAUCCCAGAAUAAUCCAUCUUGGAUUUAG
This is a messenger RNA of [Candida] anglica, 1302 nucleotides long. NCBI's taxonomy places the organism in Eukaryota, Fungi, Ascomycota, Pichiomycetes, Serinales, Debaryomycetaceae. The record is from the annotation of a GenBank genome assembly.